CCGGAAAACGGAGAAUCUCUUUAGUGAAGGUAUUAUAAUAAUAAAAAAAAUUCAAACCGCCUCUCUCUCUUAAAUACCGUUGCAAAUGUCUCGGCUCAGUGGAUAAAACUGAGAAAAGCCAAGACAAGAAGAUUCUCUCUCUCUCUCGCUUUUCAAGUAGGAUAAAAUGCCAGAGAUUCAGUUGGGAGCUCACACCAUAAAAUCUCAUGGAGUAAAAGUGGCAAGGGUGCAUAUGCACGACUGGCUUAUACUCCUACUUCUGGGUGUGAUAGAGGUCAUAUUGAAUGUUAUAGAGCCAUUCUACCGCUUUGUGGGGAAAGAUAUGAUGGCAGACCUGAAGUACCCAUUGCAAAGCAAUACAGUGCCGAUUUGGGCUGUUCCGAUUAUCGCAGUCUUGUUGCCUUUAGCAAUCUUUAUUGUGUACUACAUCAUCAGAAGGGAUGUAUAUGAUUUGCACCAUGCCAUAUUGGGCCUUCUAUUUUCUGUACUGAUAACUGGGGUGAUGACUGAUGCGAUCAAGGAUGCUGUUGGUCGUCCUCGACCGGAUUUCUUUUGGCGCUGUUUCCCUGAUGGAAAGGCGGAUUACGAUCCAGUCACAGGGAAUGUUAUUUGCCAUGGCGUGAAAAGUGUGAUUAAAGAAGGGCACAAAAGUUUUCCAAGCGGGCAUACUUCAUGGUGCUUCGCAGGUUUAGGUUUUUUGGCAUGGUAUCUUUCGGGGAAAGUCAGAGUGUUUGAUCGUAGGGGUCAUGUUGCAAAACUUUGCAUUGUAUUUCUUCCCCUACUUUGUGCAGCUCUUGUAGGAAUUUCCCGUGUGGACGACUAUUGGCAUCAUUGGCAAGAUGUAUUUGCUGGAGGACUUUUAGGGCUAACAGUAGCCUCAUUUUGUUAUUUGCAAUUCUUCCCACCCCCGUAUGAUAUCGAUGGUUGGGGACCUCAUGCAUAUUUCGAGAUGUUGGCAGAGUCGCGCAACGGCAUCCAAGGAUCUGCGAAUGCGAAUUGUCUUAGCGUGCAGUCAGGGGAGAUUGAGAGUGUCUACAUGGCUUCAGGACAUGGUACAGCGACGGCAGAAAUCAACAUCAGAGAGAGCAGCCCGAUUCUGGACGCGCUUGAAUCUGGGAGGAGACGCUACUGAUUCCAUGUUUGAAUAUAGGGAAAGCAUGGUCAGCCCUGGAACUUAAUCGACCUUUUGAUGUACAAAUUUCUUUUUUGAAUCAAUGCAUUUAGACCUGAAAAUUUGCAUGCGUCUUACCAUUGUUCAGUAUUCUUUCAUUGGAUCAUUUAGUAGUUUACAUGGAUAGGAUUCACAUGCACUGUUACUCAAAAUGCUACUUAUAGAUGUGACAUUUCGUAUGAUUUAAUUCUCGACGUAACGAACAGAUGUGACAUUUCAUA
This is a messenger RNA of Magnolia sinica, 1392 nucleotides long. Its product is annotated as lipid phosphate phosphatase 2. The record is from RefSeq and is a predicted model, not a curated record. Gene Ontology annotation, molecular function: phosphatidate phosphatase activity. The coding region runs from base 167 to 1132 and encodes 321 amino acids. Gene Ontology annotation, biological process: phospholipid metabolic process. Lineage: Eukaryota; Viridiplantae; Streptophyta; Magnoliopsida; Magnoliales; Magnoliaceae. The transcript is spliced from 8 exons.